AUGAAGUCAAAUUGUGUCAAGGAGGUGGAGUUAAUACAGGAGGGAAGAGAGCGGCGCCGCCUUCAACAACAGGAGCUCAGGGAAAAGAGAGCACAAGAGAUGGAUGCCACAAUUCCUAACUAUGAGAUAAUGUGCAUGAUUCGAGAUUUUCGAGGCAGUAUAGAAUUUCGUCCCCUGACUACAUCAGAAUUGAUUGAGGCACACAGAAUAUGUGUAUGUGUGAGGAAACGUCCACUUAAUAAGAAGGAGUUGGCCAUGAAAGAUUUGGAUGUAAUCACCAUCCCUACUAAGGAUGUAGUGUUGGUUCAUGAACCUAAACAAAAGGUGGACCAAAGUCGCUAUCUGGAGAACCAUACCUUCUGCUUCGACUAUGCCUUUGAUGACAGCACUACCAAUGAGAUGGUCUACAUGUUCACUGCCAAACCUUUAGUGGAGACCAUUUUUGAGAAAGGCAUGGCCACCUGCUUUGCCUAUGGCCAGACAGGUAGUGGAAAAACACAUACUAUGGGUGGAGAUUUCAAUGGGAAAAACCAAGUCUGCUCUAAAGGAAUAUAUGCACUGUCUGCUCAGGAUGUAUUUCUCAUGUUGGAGAAACCCAGCUACAAGACAUUAGAUCUCCAAGUGUAUGCUACCUUUUUUGAAAUCUACAUUGGAAAGGUGUUUGACCUGCUGAAUCGUAGAGCUGAGCUAAGGGUGCUAGAGGGAACGAAAAAGCAAGUUCAGAUUGUGGGUCUUCAGGAGAAGGAGGCUAAGUGCACAGAGGAUGUCCUUAAACUUAUAGAAGAGGGCAACAGCCACAGAACAUCGGGCAAGACAUCAGCCAAUUCUCUCUCAUCUCGUAGCCAUGCUAUAUUUCAGAUCAUUCUUCGGAGGAAAGGUGAGUUGCAUGGAAAGUUCUCCUUAGUUGACCUUGCAGGAAAUGAAAGAGGAGCUGACGCAUCGAGUGCAGACCGGCAGACACGUCUGGAGGGAGCUGAGAUCAAUAAAAGCCUUUUGGCUCUUAAAGAGUGUAUCAGAGCACUUGGCCGUAACAAGCACCACAUUCCAUUUAGAGCCAGUAAGCUGACCCAGGUGCUGAGAGACUCCUUCAUUGGAGAAAAUUCUCGUACAUGCAUGAUUGCAACAAUCUCUCCAGGUAUGACAUCCUGCGAGACCACACUCAAUACACUACACUACGCAAACAGGGUCAAGGAGCUGACAGUGGAUCAAAACCAAGUGACAAACAUCCAAGCUGUCAAUCAGUUAGAUCUUCUAGACAAGGGGUGCCUGAAAAUCUUGCCGGAGGGAGACAACUUCAAACUGUUUUGUGAGCAGAAUGAGGAGGAAACAUCUCCCCAACUGUUUACCUUCCAUGAAGCCGUGUCUCACUUAGAGGAGAUGGAGCAGGUUUUGGAGGACCACCGUGCCGUUUUCCAGGAGUCAAUCCAGUGGAUGGAGGAUGAAAAAGAGCUGCUGAAGUUGACAGAGGAGGUGGAUUUUAAUAUGGAGUCUUACGCCUCUCAACUGGAGCAGAUCCUUGACCAAAAGAUAGUAGUCCUCACUGAGUUACGAAACAAAGUGAAGUCAGUCCGCUCUGCACUCUAG
Solea senegalensis (Senegalese sole) is the source of this 1584-nucleotide messenger RNA. Its product is annotated as kinesin-like protein KIF2A. The record is from RefSeq and is a predicted model, not a curated record. The transcript has a single exon. Gene Ontology annotation, biological process: microtubule-based movement. NCBI's taxonomy places the organism in Eukaryota, Metazoa, Chordata, Actinopteri, Pleuronectiformes, Soleidae. Gene Ontology annotation, molecular function: microtubule motor activity; ATP binding; microtubule binding. The coding region runs from base 1 to 1584 and encodes 527 amino acids.